Molecule: messenger RNA, 4377 nt
Organism: Brassica oleracea var. oleracea
Lineage: Eukaryota; Viridiplantae; Streptophyta; Magnoliopsida; Brassicales; Brassicaceae
Product: formin-like protein 18
Exons: 17
Coding region: 574-3927 (1117 amino acids)
Source: RefSeq, a predicted model, not a curated record
UAUCAUAGUCCUUCGAAAAGCUAAACAGAUCCUUUGGGUCCGUCCUCCUCUCUUAUCUUUUUUUCUUGUUAAAUCGGACAUCCUCAAUCUCUGUCUCAAAUUCGACAUAGCUGUAUCAUCUUCUUGCUCUCUCGAAUUACAGGAAAACAAAACCCUAGUUUUCUCUUUCUCUCUCUCCAAAUGAUAACCUAGCUCUCUCUCUCUCUCUCUCUCUCUCUCUCUCUCUCUCUCUCUAUCUUUUCUCUUCUUCGCAUGUGCAAAGCUAUCAACAUCUGUUUUGAUUGAAAGCUAAGUUUCCAAUUCCGAAAAAAAAACAGAAGAGAUUGAAAGUGUGUAUGUCAAGACAAGCCACCAAACUACAAAGAAACACACACACCGUGUUGUUCCUUAAAGACCCAGCAACCAGAUAAUCUCACCUCCUCUUCUUCUUCCUGACAUUUUCUCGCUUUGUUUUCUGGUGAUUUGGGGGUUAUUGUUUCGCCCUUUUCUGCAAUGUGGGCUCGCAUUUGGUGAAGCCGCUCAUUAUUUCUAGGGAUUGUAUUCUGGUAAGCCUUUAAAAGAAGAACUCUCUCAAUGGCCUUGUUUAGAAAGUUCUUCUACAAAAAGCCUCCUGAAGGGUUAGUGGAGAUCUCCGAGAGGGUUUACGUCUUUGAUUGCUGCUUAACAACGGAUAUGCUGGAAGAAGAAGAGUACAGAGUCUCCGUAGGACGCAUAAUGAGCCAGCUGCGAGAACAGUUCCCUGGUGCAUCCUUCAUGGUCUUUAAUUUCCGUGACGGAGAGAGCACAAGCCUGAUGGAGAGUGUGCUCUCCGAGCACGACAUGACCACCAUCAUGGACUACCCUCGUCACUACGAAGGCUGCCCUUUGCUCACAAUGGAAACGGUUCACCACUUUCUUAAAUCAAGCGAGAAUUGGUUGUUGUUGAGCCAACAGAACAUCUUGUUGGCACACUGCGAGCGUGGCGGCUGGCCUGUUCUGGUUUUUAUGCUCGCUUCCCUCUUGCUGUACCGCAAGCAGUUCAGCGGAGAAGAGAAAACACUUGAGAUGAUGUAUAAGUAUGCUCCUCGCGAGCUGUUGCAGCUGAUGUCUCCGCUGAAUCCGCUCCCUUCGCAGCUGAGGUUUCUUCGGUAUGUUUCGAGUAGGAGCGUUGGCUCGCAGUGGCCGCCGCUGGACCGGGCGGUUACGUUGGACUGUAUCAAUCUUAAGCUGGUUCCUGACUUUGAUGGUGAGGGUGGGUGCCGGCCGAUAUUUAGAAUAUAUGGUCAGGAUCCGUUUAUGGCUUCCGACCGGACUUCGAAAGUCCUUUUCUCCAUGCCUAAAAGAAGCAAAGCUGUUAAGCAUUAUAAGCAGGCAGAUUGUGAGGUGGUGAAGAUUGACAUUAAUUGCCAUAUUCUCGGUGAUGUGGUGCUUGAGUGCAUUACUUUAGAUAGUGAUCAUGAGAGGGAAGAGAUGAUGUUUCGUGUUGUGUUCAAUACUGCGUUUCUUAGAUCGAACGCUCUACUACUUAACCGUGAUGACGUUGAUGUGCUGUGGAACACAACAGAUCGGUUUCCCAAAGGUUUCAGAGCCGAGGUUAUAUUUUCGGAGAUGGGAGCUGGUAACAAUCACGUCUCUGUUGAUUUGCCGGAUAUGGAGGAGAAUGAUGGUUUACCUAUGGAAGCGUUUGCUAAGGUUCAGGAGAUUUUUAGUGAUGGAGAAUGGUUGGAUCCAAACUCUGAUGUUGCUGUGACUGUUUUUAACCAAAUAACAGCAGCAAACAUCCUUCAAGAGAGCUUGGAUUCAGGUUCCCCUCGAAGCCCUGACUCGCGUAGCCUAAUUGAAUCGGCGCUUGAGAAGGUUAGGGAGAAAACCAAGUUGAUGAUAUCGGAUAACGUUGCUGUGAGUCCUGAUGCAUUCUCUCCGGUGUGGAAAGAGAGAGACACAGAUUCUUGUCAUAGAUCUUAUGCAGAUCCGAACUCACUCAUUAAGAAGGUUGAUGAACCGCAUGGACUUCGAGUUUCUGUGCAAAGACAAGUUCACUCGAAGAUAAUCUCACCGAGAUUGACAUCACCAGUUUUAAAUCGUUGCCCCACACAAGCAUCGUCUCCUGCUUCAGUCUCAAGGUUUCACAGCUCCCCUUCUAGUCUUGGGAUCACUUCAAUAUUACACGAUCAUGGUCCAGGUAAAGGUGAAGAGGCUACUUCUUCUUCAUCACCUUCCAUCACGUUUCAACCAGCUUUGCAUCCGCUGAUACUUAAAGCUUCUCCUUCAAAUGGCUCUCCCCCAGGAGAAACAGUUGUGAAGCCACCAACGUUGCCACUGCUGAAGCCACUUAAGAUUUUGUCUCCUCCUCCUCCUCCACCACCCCCACCACGACGUCCUGCAUCCUCCUCUCUGCGUUCCACAGCAACACAAGGGCCACCUCCACCGCCUCCGCCUCCACCUCAACGUUCUGCACAGCCGUCUUUUCCUUCGCCACCACCGCCGCCACCUCCAAAGAAAGUGGCAACCACAUCUAACGCUCCACCUCCUCCGCCACCACCUUUGCGUUCUAAACCUCUUUCCGGAGCAGCUGCAGCCCCUCCCGUUCCUCCUCCACCAGCCCCUUCAGCUCUGUCUCGCUCUCAAAACGGUGGCUGCAAUGGAAACGUUCCUCCAGUCCCUGGACCACCACUGGGUUUAAAGGGGCGGGGAAUGUUACAGACGAAUCUUAAAGGUCAGGGUCAAACGAGAAAGGCCAAUUUGAAGCCGUAUCAUUGGUUGAAGCUUACUAGGGCGUUGCAAGGAAGUUUAUGGGCUGAGGCGCAGCAGACACCUGAUGAAGCUGCUACUGCUCCAGAGUUCGACAUCUCUGAGCUUGAGAAACUCUUCUCAGCAGCGAUUCCUACUUCUGACAAUGAAACCAAAGGUGGGAAGUCAGGUCGACGUGGCCGGCCUAAAGUUCAGAAAGUCCAGCUGAUUGAGCUCAGACGAGCAUACAACUGUGAGAUCAUGCUCUCUAAAGUUAAAAUACCUUUGCCUGAUUUAAUGAGUUCUGUUCUUGCAUUGGAUGAGUCGGUGAUAGAUGUUGAUCAAGUUGACAAUUUAAUCAAGUUUUGUCCAACAAAAGAAGAAGCAGAACUGCUCAAGGGCUACACUGGAAAUAAGGAAAAUUUGGGACGGUGUGAGCAGUUCUUUUUGGAAUUGCUGAAAGUUCCUCGAGUGGAGACCAAGCUAAGGGUUUUCUCGUACAAGAUCCAGUUCCAUUCCCAGGUUACUGAUCUUAGAAGAGGUUUGAAUACAAUACAUCAAGCAGCCAACGAGGUUAGAGGAUCCGCUAAACUAAAAAGAAUCAUGCAAACUAUACUUUCCUUGGGCAAUGCCUUGAACCACGGGACCGCAAGGGGCUCAGCUAUAGGAUUUCGCUUGGAUAGUCUUCUGAAACUCACUGACACUAGAUCCCGCAACAGUAAGAUGACUCUGAUGCACUAUCUCUGUAAGGUGCUCGCCGAAAAACUUCCUGAGCUACUUGAUUUUCCAAAAGACCUGGUGAGCUUGGAGGCUGCAACAAAGAUUCAACUAAAAUAUCUAGCAGAGGAGAUGCAAGCAAUUAGGAAAGGGUUGGAGAAAGUUGUACAAGAAUUCACAACAUCUGAAACUGAUGGUCCAGUAUCAAAACACUUUCGUAUGAACUUGAAAGAGUUUCUUAGUUUAGCCGAAGGAGAAGUUAGGUCCUUGGCUUCUCUUUAUUCAACUGUGGGUGGAAGUGCCGAUGCUUUGGCGUUAUAUUUCGGAGAGGAUCCAGCUCGUGUCCCGUUCGAACAAGUUGUAUCCACCCUGCAAAACUUUGUUAGAAUAUUUGUACGGUCGCACGAGGAAAACUGCAAGCAAGUCGAGUUUGAAAAGAGAAGAGUACAGAAGGAAACAGAGAACGAUAAACUCAAGAAAGGUGCGUGCAGUGAGAACUGAUACACAGACGUCAAACACAAAAAGGUUCAUGUUCUCUACUCGCUCGACCUCCUUGAGUUGCCUUUGGCAGUCCUGGGAACCAGAAACUACAUGUUCCGGCUCCUAGUUAGAGAACUUUCAAUUUAGUUCAUCAUCAGACAAGACAGUGGCGUUGGAAUCAGUCUUUUAGCUUAGGUGAUAGAUUACAAAAGCAGAUGGGAUCUGGCCGUUAUCUACUGAAGAAGACAUGAAGAUUCAGCUCUGUGAUAUGAUGGAAAUAGUAUUAGAUAGACUUGUAGCUGUUGAGUUCUUCCCUGGUUUAAUGCAGAAAAUGUUAUAUAACUUUUUUUUGUGUAUAAAUUUUGGGAGGAAGAAAGGGAUGUGUAAAUAUUGAGUUGUGUUUUGUGUGUGUGCGCGUCUUAUCAACACUUGCAAUCUUACAUCCAAUGAAAUAUUUAGGCUUUUCCUACA